AUGUUUGAAACUUCAUUUGACAGCAUCCCGUUGCUCGACUACGACGACCUGAUAAAAGCACCAGACAGUUUCUUCACUACUCUAGGCUAUGCUGUUACCGAAGUCGGCUUUCUCUACGUCAAGAAUAUAGGCUUGCCCAGUGACUGUGUCAAGGAGCUCGUCGACUUGUUACCUGCACUCUUCGGAAUCCCUAUUGCUGAAAAAACAGAGAUUGAGCUUGAAAGUUCACCUCAUUUUCUAGGAUACAGCGCUGUCGGCUCUGAAACUACAGCUGGAAAGACAGAUCUGCGCGAGCAAUUUGAGUUUGUGACGCAGACAACACCUCGCGAGUGGUCAUCAGAACGCCCAUUGUAUGAGCGACUUCAAGGUCCGAACCAAUUCCCUCCCUCCUUACCCGAGGCACGCCAGAUUGUCGAGACGUACAUGGCAAAUUUGACGCGUCACGCUGAACAUUUCAUGUGUCUGGUAGCAAAAGCUCUGCAAUUACCUGAAGAUACUUUUCUUUCAUUCUUCAGUGGCCAGAAUAGGCUCAAGGUCGUUCGAUAUCCAGCAGCGGAUGGGGUCGCAGCCACGCAGGGUGUUGGUCCACACAAAGACUCCUCAGGUUGGUGGACAUUUUUGUUACAGGCUUCGUCACCAGAAGUGAAGGGAUUGCAAGUUCUCAACAAGGCAGGAGACUGGAUAGAUGUGCCAAACAUUCCGGGCACUAUUGUUGUGAACAUCGGCCAGGCCUUCGAGGUUAUCACGCAUGGUGCCUGCAAAGCCACUACACAUCGUGUCCUGGGCGGACCAGUCGAACGAUUCAGCGUACCCUUCUUCCUUGGUGUUCGAGGUGAUUUGACAAAGGAAGAAGCUCUGAGUUCACUCGCUCAGCAUUUCCAGCGGCAGGGGCGAGAGUCAGAAGAGGGUGCAAACAUUGAUUCUGCUUUCCUAAGAGGCUGUUAUAACACCUGGGGAGAGUCUCAGCUUCGUACCAAGAUCCGAAGCCAUCGGUUAGCAGGGAAAAGGUUUUACCCUGAAGUGUAUGAGCAAUACAUCAACGAGGACUGA
Molecule: messenger RNA, 1050 nt
Organism: Lithohypha guttulata
Lineage: Eukaryota; Fungi; Ascomycota; Eurotiomycetes; Chaetothyriales; Trichomeriaceae
Exons: 1
Coding region: 1-1050 (349 amino acids)
Molecular function (GO): 2-oxoglutarate-dependent dioxygenase activity
Source: RefSeq, a predicted model, not a curated record